CGGGGGACACCGGCCGCCCUGCCUCCAGUCUGCAUGCGGGCACGCGGCGGAGCAGACGCACGGCAUCGGGACCGCGGAUCCGGGGCAACAAAGGGACGCGUGCUCCAUCCCAAGCAUCAAAUAAAUAAAAGAUAGUCCCAGCCACGUUGCGCGUACACACAGGCCCAGCCGUCUGAUUGCAUCUGCCCUUACCUCGAAGCUUAAGACAGAGAUGGAGCUGGAGCACUUUGAUGAGCGGGACAAGGCUCAGAGGUACACCCGCCGGGGCUCCAGAGGGAACGGGCUCCCCAGCCCCACUCACAGCGCUCACUGCAGUCUGUACAGAACCAGAACACUGCAAGCUCUGAGCUCAGAGAAGAAGGCCAAGAAGAUCCGCUUCUACCGCAACGGGGAUCGCUACUUCAAAGGAAUAGUUUAUGCCAUUUCUCAGGAGAGGUUUAGAUCUCUGGAAGCCCUCCUCGCUGACCUCACUAGAUGUCUGUCAGAUAAUGUCAACUUGCCCCAAGGGGUGCGAACCAUAUAUACCAUUGAUGGAGUGUCAAGGAUCACCAGCAUGGACCAGCUGGUGGAAGGGGAGAGCUACGUUUGUGCGUCCAUAGAGCCUUUCAAGAUGCUGGACUACACAAAGAAUGUAAAUCCCAACUGGUCACAUGGAGCCAGGACUACUGUGUCUGCCCGCGACCCUUCUUCUCUUGGUAGUGCCAAGGCUGGCUCCCCAGAAACCAGGGAGAGCAAAGACUUCAUCAAACCCAAACUGGUAACAAUAGUACGAAGUGGAGUGAAACCCCGCAAAGCUGUACGGAUCUUGCUCAACAAGAAGACUGCACACUCUUUUGAGCAAGUGAUGACCGACAUCACAGACGCCAUUAAACUUGACUCUGGAGUCGUCAAAAGAAUAUACACCGUUGAUGGCAAAAUGGUCACUUGCCUUCAGGACUUUUUUGGGGAGGAUGACAUAUUCUUUGCUUGUGGUCCUGAAAAGUUUCGCUAUCAAGAUGACUUCAAUUUGGAUGAAGGUGAUUGUAGGGUGGCAAAGUCAGCAUCAUAUGGUCGUCUUCCCUCAGUCCAUGGUCGCUCUUCCCCAAGAAGUGGUGGAAUGUCCCGCAGGAGCAAGUCUCCUUCGUCUAUUAGUUCGGCUAAUGGCACUGCAGGUAGUCAGCUAUCCACACCACGAUCUGGAAAAUCUCCAAGCCCUUCUCCUACAAGUCCCACUAACCUCCGAAGACGACAGGGAUCUCAACACAGCGGCUCCUCACUCUCAUUAGCUUCCACCAAAGUAUGCAGCUCAAUGGAUGAAGGAGAUGGGCCUUCUAGUGAAGCUGAGUCAGGGCAUGAGUGCUCCUCAAUUCCUGCUUCGAUAGCAGAGAGGUACAAAGUAGGAAGGACAUUAGGGGAUGGGAACUUUGCCGUGGUCCGAGAAUGUAUAGAGAGACCUACUGGAAGAGAAUAUGCUCUCAAAAUCAUCAGCAAAGAAAAAUGCAGGGGAAAGGAGCACAUGAUACAGAGUGAAGUGGCCAUUCUUCGGCGUGUGAAGCAUCCAAAUAUAGUGCUUUUGAUUGAGGAAAUGGACACCCACAAUGAACUCUAUCUUGUGAUGGAACUGGUUAAGGGUGGAGAUCUUUUUGAUGCCAUUACCUCUUCCAAGAAAUACACUGAGCGGGAUGCCAGCUGUAUGUUGUUCAACCUGGCUAGUGCUAUCAAGUACCUUCACAGCCUCAAUAUCGUCCAUAGGGACAUAAAACCUGAAAAUCUUUUGGUGUAUGAGCAUCAUGAUGGUAGUCGGUCUCUAAAGCUUGGAGAUUUUGGCUUGGCGACUGUCGUCAAUGGUCCUCUUUAUGCUGUGUGUGGCACGCCUACCUAUGUUGCACCAGAGAUUGUUGCUGAAACAGGAUAUGACCUCAAGGUUGACAUUUGGGCAGCUGGUGUCAUCACUUACAUUCUCCUGUGUGGCUUUCCACCUUUCCGUGGACAGGGAGAUGACUGGGAUGCUCUCUUUGAAGAAAUUCUGAGGGGCCAGCUUGAUUUUCCAUCAGCAUACUGGGACAAUGUGUCAGACUCUGCUAAGGUUCUGAUCACGGGGAUGUUGCAGGUAGAGGUGGGUCAGAGAUACACUGCUAUACAGGUCCUUGAUCACCCCUGGGUCAAUGGUGAUGGUGUGCUAGAGACGGAGCACCAGCUUCCUGUUGCUGGGAAAAUAAAGAAGCAUUUCAACACUGGCCCCAAGCUCAACAGCACUACAGCAGGAGUGUCGAUCAUUACUACCACGCCACUUGAUAAAGAGAAGCAAGUUUUCCGACGAAGACGCAACCAGGAUGUAAAAGCUCCCAGCUCUCCACACAGUACUGGUCUCAGUACCUCCUUUGGUGCCAUCCCUGUACUCUCCCCUGGUUUGACCUCUGAGUCUGAAGACUAUUCUCCAGGUUCAGCCGACACUGUCCGCUCACCCAUCUCCCCGUUGUAACAGAUUUUCUGAGAUUGCAGCACUGUUCCAUGUUGUGUGGAAAAAGUGAGGAAAUUUGGAAUGUAAAAACGGGGGAAAAAAUCCAGAAUGGGUACAGUCACUGCCUAAUUCUGUGUACUUAUUUAAUUUCCUACAGUCACAUAGUCAUUACAUUACAAAAUGCAUAAUUCAGAUUUGAGGAUGACUCUCAGAUUUAAAUAAGAUAGUAGCAUGCAAACAUUUUAAGGUGGUAUAGUAUGUAUUUCCAAGUUUCUUUAUAGUGCUUUUUUUUUUAAAUUUCACAUGUUUUGAAAUCGAUUUGAAGUAUGUAUUUAGACUUUUUAUACUGUCCCUCAAAAUAGUUUUGGCAUGAGUUUUCAAGUUAUUUGAUAUUUGCUAGUCUUGGAGCUAUGGAAAUUAAGAGAUUCGAUCUACUUGGCAUUAACAAUACACAUUGAGAUCAAACAAGUGUUCAAUCCGUGUUUAAUGAUAGUAAAAUGACAAAAGGAGGGAGUUAAGAUUUAGAACACUGACAAUAUGUGACUUGGACCUCUGUAAUGGUCUUCGAAUGAAAGCCCUUAUGACCUUUUGUCUUACAUUUUCUUCUCUCCAAAUAUACACAAAUCAUUAAAGGCCUAUUCUUUCUUGGCAGUAGCUUACUGCAGUACUCUAGAGCCCCCUAAUGUUUGGUCUUAUGUGGUGCAGGACCGACCACAUGUGUUGCUGUUCAGUACAUAUACAUUUUAGCUUAUUAAUAAUAUUGAUUAUAUUACUUCAGGCUAAAAUGUUUAACACUUUAUUCAGUAUACACUAACAGUUUUCAUGUACAGUGGGACAACCUAUCAGGCUUGUUCAGUGGGAUUAAUGGUUGUGGUAAAUAAAUCUUGAACAUAUUUGAAAUGGCAUAAGUAUUUCAAAGAAAUGCUACUAUAGUGUACCACAAACACGUUUCGGACUGUACUGAUAUUUUGAGUAGGCUGUCCUUCAAGUGGCUUGCCUCUUUAAAAUGACAACACUUAUGUUUGACAGUUGACCUGUGUGGUGAGGGAUGAUUAUCUAUGACCGAUUUAGUUAAAUGUCUGUGAGAGUGACUAAUGUUGGUGGCACAGAUGAAUGUUUGUGUCAUGUAGUAGGUAGUAAGUGCAUGUUUAAGGUGUUACCUUGGCACAUAUGCAUUUAAGUGCAAUUAGGUGUCCUGUCUAAUGAGCACAGUAUCAGUUUUGUCUCAAUAUUCGCACCACGACCAGUCAGGUGUUGCCACUAUAGCUGGCAGCCAGAAAAACGAUCACACUGGGCCAACUGGUGCAACAAGGAUUAUCUUCAGACUGAAAUAAGGAGUUCAAUGUUAGAAUACUUGCAGUGCUUCCAGUAAAAUGUCUUUUCCAUCGGUCAGAUUUUUUUUUCUCCUGAAAAUAGUCUGCAGUGCGUGUCUCCUACCUAUCAAGACAUUGUUAUCCAACUCAAUAUUCAAAGAUGUAAAUUUCCUCCUCAUUGCUCAGAGACUAUAACUUGCACGUGUACUAAUAUACAUACCAGUCAGACAUUUUGGUGAUCUUGAAAAAACACACUUUUUUCCCCCCCCAAAAUUUAAAUGAUUUGAUAUGGCAUGAUGUCAAAUGUGAACAUUGUCCAUGGUCAUACCUGAGGAAUUGAGGUUUGAAUGUAUAUUAACAGCUAUUUAACUUUUCAUUAUUGACUGUUAUUUUUACUUUGUUUUUUUAAGGGCUGUCUGUUUUUUGUAGAUGGAAAUUAACCAAAAAGCACAAGGAAAUCCAGAUGUGGUUGAUGACAAUUGGGGAAUGUUUUUCACUGUAUGUGAUAACUGAAAAAGUGAUAAGGUAUGGUUGGAGCUGAACGUAUUGAACUGGUAGACUGGAAUGCAAGUAUUUUAUGUUUAUGCAUUUAGCAGACACUUCCAAAGCGACUUACAAAGUAGGGGGCCGCCGAGAGUUAAACUGAGGACCUCUAGAUUUGCAGUCAAAUGCUCUACCACUGAGUUUUGUUGAAACUGAUUAAUUUGAGUGCUUUUUUCUUCACCCUGACUCUUUAAAGAUGCAAUGAAAUAACCCAAAAUAAACUUGUUAUAAAGAAAUGUACAAUUUCAACUUGUACUCAAAGAUCAGGAACCCAAAGAGAGCACUUACAAGCUCAUUGAAAAAGGUUUGCAUUGGUUCAUUCUGACAUUUAGCCAGCAGAUGGCAGUGUGACUAAAUGGCACAAAUCAAAAUGUUGCUUUCAGUGAUGAGUAUUUCAUGGAUUUAGAGCACUUUUACCACCUUGACAGUUCUUUUCCAAUACUGGAUUUAAACAAGCUUUGAAUUUACUCAUCUUUAUUGAAAAUUAAAUCUAUUUUUUUCCUUCAUGAAUUUAAACUUCAAAAAUCCUGUUUAGACCAAUUGUAUGCAAAACGGUUGUCUGAAUCAAAACAUGUGAAAUCUAAAAGCCAUAGUCAGACUUAAAUUUGCAGACAGCAAAGUUAACCCCCUUCCUUAGGAAUCUUUUAGCAUGCAAACUGUCAGCUUUGGAAAGGGUGUGUAUGUAGCACCUGGAAUAAAUAAAAAAUAAAGACAUCCAUUUGCAUAUUUUUAUUUGUCUGGAUCGACAGCUCAUUGUAACCCUUUGAUUUGUUAGCUUUGCUUGUGAUCUAAAAAACUACUCUAUAUUUAGAGUAGUUAUUUUUUUCCUGUUCAUCAAUAUAACAUGGUGCCAGUGAACUCAAAACCUUCCUUAGACCUAUUUUGAAACGCAGUCAUAAUAUUGCUUAUCAGAGUUUUGAGUGACAGCAUCAGCGGCUGUUCACAAAUUCGAAGUGAUCAAGCUAACGGGG
Molecule: messenger RNA, 5267 nt
Organism: Menidia menidia (Atlantic silverside)
Lineage: Eukaryota; Metazoa; Chordata; Actinopteri; Atheriniformes; Atherinopsidae
Source: the annotation of a GenBank genome assembly